GUGGAAGGAAGAAGGGAAUGGAUUCAAAAUCAAACAGGGACGAGUUACGAGGUUCAGAGAGAUUACAAGCUCUGCUUAAUCACUUCCGAUCCUCGAACACGGUGCCCGAUAAUCUCAACAACUUCAAUUCAAAACCAAGAAAGAGAGCUGCGGUUCUGAUCUGUCUCUUCGAAGGUACCGACGGGAAGCUGAGAGUAUUUCUCACCCUGCGAGCCUCUUCUCUCUCAACCCACUCCGGCGAGGUUGCUUUGCCUGGUGGCAAGAGAGAAGAAGGCGAUGCUGACGAUAUUCAAACGGCGCUGAGAGAAGCUAAGGAGGAGAUUGGCUUGGACUCUUCUCUUGUUUCUGUUAUUACCAUUCUCGAACCCUUCCACACUAAGUAUGGCAUGACAGUAAUACCGGUGGUUGGAAUACUGUCCGACAAGGAUGCAUUUUCUCCAGUUUUAGAUUCAGCUGAAGUUGAAGAGAUAUUUGAUGUUCCUUUGGAGAUGUUCCUCAAGAAUGAUAACAGGAGAGCUGAAGAAAGGGAGUGGAUGGGAGAGAAGCAUCUUGUACAUUAUUUUGAUUAUGAGGUUGGGAAUAAGAAGUAUGUGAUAUGGGCUAUAACUGCUGCAAUCUUAAUUAGGGCAGCUACCAUUUUACUUCAGCGCCCACCAGAUUUUCUAGAGCAGAGACCUAAAAUAUGGGGAGGAAUUACGGAAAAUGACCUGAUAAUACUACAGAGUAGUUCCAAAUAAUGAUUUUAUUUAUAUUUUUUAAGUUUGUGUAUCAA
Abrus precatorius (Indian licorice) is the source of this 772-nucleotide messenger RNA. RefSeq names its product nudix hydrolase 15, mitochondrial. Lineage: Eukaryota; Viridiplantae; Streptophyta; Magnoliopsida; Fabales; Fabaceae. The transcript has 4 exons. The record is from RefSeq and is a predicted model, not a curated record. Gene Ontology annotation, biological process: coenzyme A catabolic process. Bases 18 to 737 code for a protein of 239 amino acids. Gene Ontology annotation, molecular function: coenzyme A diphosphatase activity; acetyl-CoA hydrolase activity.